Macrosiphum euphorbiae (potato aphid) is the source of this 309-nucleotide messenger RNA. The record is from the annotation of a GenBank genome assembly. Lineage: Eukaryota; Metazoa; Arthropoda; Insecta; Hemiptera; Aphididae.
AUGAAUAUUAUUGUGGCUUUGUUUAGUGGUAAAGACAUCGAUUGGGGAAUUCAUCAAAUGGACACCAGCGAGGAACGGAACGAAAUAACUGAUAAUAUAUUUGUAUCUUUGGUAACGUUUAGUGACCAUACGUUGCAUCAUUUAUUUCCGUCUUUAGACCACAGUGUAAUACCGUUCUUGCAAGACACCUACCUAGACACAUGUGAAGAAUUUGGCUUGGAUAGGACAUCAAAACCUUUCUCGUCCAUUGUACGCGGACAGUUUAAACAAUUAGUUCGCAUGACUCCAAACGAUCCGAAGAGAAAAUAA